GUGGCAACUGGCAACCAAUCUGGAAGAUGCUUCGGAUUAAAGAAAUGGAGGGCAAUAGUCAGUCAGGUUAGCUGCAGAGCAACAACAAAGCCUCCGCACCAGAAAGAAAAGCAGCAACAAGUAUCAGAAAGCAACCCCUUUCCUGCCCUUUAGUUAACCCAUCAACCACCGCCCAUUUCCUUCUUCUUCUUCUUCUUUUACUUCUUUCUCGUUUGAUUUCGGCUCAUUCAGCAGCAGCCACUCGCCGACGACAAUGCCAAGGCUUCCCCUUUUCCUCCUCCUCGCAUUCUUCCUUCUCUCCAUUCACCCAGCUCAAUGUGAUGAGGAGGAUAAGCUUCUUCAGGGCAUCAAUGACUACAGAAGGUCCCUGAAUCUCACCGCUCUAACAAAGAACGACAAUGCAGAUUGCCUUGCUGGGGAAAUAGCCGAUCAAUUUGAGGGUCAACCUUGCACCAACACCUCCGGGUCCAACACUGUGCCAGGAACCGAGCCUCAGCUCCCCAAUUACCCAAGGCUUCUGGACAAGUGCCAUCUGAAUGUUUCUAACACCAGGGAUGGCGCUGUAAUGCCUGCUUGUAUCCCCAACUUGGAUCCAACUCUCGUGCUUAGCAACUUCACCUUGAGUCAGUACUCCGAUAGUCUCAACGACACCAAGUAUACAGGAGUCGGCAUUGGCUCUGAAGGUAACUGGAUGGUUGUGGUUCUUACCACAAGCACUCCUGAGGGAAGCUUUGUCAAAGCUUCUUCUGACAAUGUGUCGGCUGGUUUGGUCACUGCUGCCAGUCUGGUUUCUCAAAUGCUGCUUCUGCUGGUGGCAUGUUUACUUUUGCUGUAAACGAGGUUUCCUUGCCAGGAUGUCCAUCUACUUACUAGUUACUACCUCAUCUUCUGAGGGCAAAUUUCUGUUCACAUAUAAAGUUCAACUGAGUUACACUGUUCCCUUUUUGGGGAAAUUGAGAUUUUCUAUUGUAGCUUGUUUGUGUAAUAGAAUCAUGAAGAAUGACAUUUUAGAUUGAACAUCUAUACAAUUUCU
Messenger RNA from Linum tenue, 1033 nucleotides. The record is from the annotation of a GenBank genome assembly. Lineage: Eukaryota; Viridiplantae; Streptophyta; Magnoliopsida; Malpighiales; Linaceae.